GCGGCUUCCAGUUCAUAGUCUAGCCUCUUAGCGAGCUAUUCGCACUCUCUACGCUCUCCCGAGUUUUCAAUCUAAACAGUCCGAGUCCGCCCUUCUCUAUUGUAUCACAGUGUGUCGCCCAUUUUCUGACCAGCAGUGAUCCUUGCGAUGCAUUAUUAAAUUUUUUUCCCGUCAGACAUUUAAAUCAUCUUGUCGCCCGUUUCUUUUCCGAAAAUUCAAAAUGGAACAAUUCCACAACGAGAGCCACUGGCCAAUGAAUUGCACCGACAAGUUGAACUGCACCAACUUGUCUGCCGACGUGAUUGAAUUCGUCCGCAAUGAGACGUGCACGAAUGAUUAUUGCGAGACGGACGAUGACUACAUUGACCGAAUCGAGGCGUACAUGUUUCCAUCCGUCUACGAGUGGAUUCUGAUUGGCCUCCACUGCAUGGUCUUUAUCGUCGGCCUGGUCGGCAAUUUCUUGGUCUGUCUGGCUGUCUACCGCAAUCACACGAUGCGAACCGUCACCAAUAUGUUCAUCGUCAAUUUGGCCAUCGCCGAUUUUCUCGUCAUAUUCCUCUGCCUGCCUCCGACCGUCUUGUGGGACAUCACCGAGACUUGGUUCAUGGGCAGCACCCUCUGUAAAAUCAUCCCAUACUUUCAGACCGUUUCGGUAUCCGUCUCGGUAUUGACGCUGACUUUCAUCUCGGUGGACCGCUGGUACGCCAUAUGCCACCCACUCAAGUUCCGGUCAACAAUCGGACGUGCCAAAACCGCCAUCGCCGCUAUUUGGAUCAUCUCGCUGCUCAUAGAUAUCCCUGAAUUGGUGGUGCUGGAAACUCGGCAAGGCCGAAACCUGUCGAUUAGCACCGUGUAUUUCACACAGUGCCAACCGAGCUGGGAUGACGAGACGGACCUUUACAGCCAGCUGGUCAAAUUCGCUCUGCUCUACGCUCUGCCGCUCCUAUUCAUCUCCGUCACUUAUUACCAGAUUGUCAGGGUCUUGUGGCGCUCGGCCCGGCUGGCCAUCACCGGCGGCAACCGUUCCAACACGGGCGACAGCACAGACGAUCACAACAGCACAACAGUUCGUCUCUUCCCCAAGCAGCCGAGCAGCAAUCAUCACCACCACCACGGCCACCAUGGAGGCAACGGCGGCAACGGUGCCGGUGGUGCCAGCAGCAACAAGGAUAUGCUCACCGUCAAUUCCAACGCUUCGAUCGAAUUGCAAUUGCGUUCCAGGAGGAAAGCGGCCAAGAUGUUGGUCGUUGUCGUCAUCGUCUUCGCCGUCUGCUAUUUCCCCGUUCAUCUAGUCAGCAUUCUCAGAUACACAAUCAAAUUGACGCAAAAUGAUUACACGGUGGCGGCCGCCCUCGUCUCCCACUGGCUCUGCUAUUUCAACAGCGCCAUCAACCCCGUCAUUUACAACUUCAUGAGCGGCAAGUUUCGUAAGGAGUUUCGGCGCACGUUUCGCUGCCGUUGUCGCUGGCUGACUGACCACCUGCCCGGCGGGGGACGCAGCCGUAGUUCCGUGUCCAUGUGCGGCGCUGGCGGAACUCGGCUGAAUCAGUCCAUGGUCGCGGUCGUCCGCGUGCCGACCGGGGCGACGGCUUUCGCAGCGGCGCUGGCUUCGACGGCGCCGGCCUCGACUGCCGUCGCCACCGACCGGCUGAUGGCCAGCAACGUGCCGCCGCCGUCGGCCGCCGCCUGCUAUCCGCUCAGACAAUGCCGCUCCAAUCACCCUACCGCACGCUCCAUCAGAACGCUCACCUCAACCACGUAAAAAGCAAAUUCAUCGUCACCACCACCACCAUACCAUCCCCUGAUUGCCUAUGAUUUUCACUAUAUCAUUUCAAAUCUCCCGCCAAGUUGAUUCGACCCCCGUCUCAUCUUAGUCCCCCCUAUAAUGGAGUUCUUUUUUAUUUUUUUACAAUUACGUUUUGUUUAUUUGAUUUGUUUUCUCUUUUCCUAUUUAUCUCCGGUUGAACGGCUCGAAUCCAUCUCGUUGAUUAGUUCGUCACGUUUAAGGAAUAUUGUAUAAGGAAGUGCUAGGCGAAAUAGCCAAGGGGGAGGUCGCAAGUUGGGGCAACUCUUUGGAUCAUUGUAUACUAUAUACAUUUCCGUAUAGAGGUGGAUGGAGUAUAUCCAUCAAUCAGAUAAAUGGUGUGUAAACUCUCUUUUGUGUUCGGUGGAAAAGUCGACAAAGUCUCUUCUGCUGCCAUAGCGUCGCCGAUAAAAUGGCGAGAAUGAUGAUUUUGUUGUGACGACAAAGUGAUGGGAAUUAUUAUCAUUUGGAGGGUCUAGGGGACAUUUUUCAUGGUAUCAUAAUACUAGUCAUGUUAUAAAGAAUAUAGACCGGCGACUAUAUUAAAGGUUAUCCCAAAAUCACACACUGCCGGCCCACCCGAGAUUGAACGUAGAAACUCAUCAAACGCUUUGGGAUUUAAUUUCCAAUCAGAAAAACUCAGAAAAACUCAGAAAAAAAUGUAAAAUGAUGAGAGUUUUCAACAUUCCCUCGGUGGCUUAUUAAAUUUGAAACCCAUCAACACGCUCGUGUGAUUCAUGUUUGAUUUUGUUUAUUACCCACUCUCACACUUUUGUAUCGAUACGCUUAAACUGUAUCGCCGCUAAUUAUUGAUUUAUCGGUGCACAAAUGAAUUCGGAAUUUAUUUUGUGACAACCAUUUUCGAUCCAACCAAUCGAGGACAAAGAAAAUUUGUAGAUAUGCGCUAUGAUAUCGUUAUCACAUCCGAUCUCAUGAAUCGUGUCCAGCAUAUCAUAUAUAUAUAUUCAGUUAUUCUCUUUAUUAGUCGUUUGCAAAUCAAAAUCUUUCACGGCCAAUCAACUUCUCCCGCAUUCAGAAAUUUUCAAAAGAUGUAAAGGGUAUCGAUUAAUUUAGCUAAUUAUUACAUCAUUUCGUUUUUGUUUUUUCCUCAGGACAAAAAGUUCUGUUGCAAACCAUUUUUUGGCUAAUGAUAUUAACCCAGUAGUAACGUUAAGAGCCCCAGAGGAAUCCAGUUGUUUAUUGCUGUUCAUUUGUUCUUCAUCUCUUUGAUAUUACUGGUGGUUGCAUGCUUUUUGUCCGGUGUUGUUCCAUCCACGCCACACAUCACACACUCUCUAACCUCAUUCCAUCACUUUUUUUUCAAUUAAUUAACCCGGCGUUAUCACAUCAUUUCCUUAUUCCCAUACCAUGUGUGUAAACUAUAAAUACAUAUAUAACCCGAGCAUUGUAAUAGCGCUCACGCUCACUUUUGGCUUUUCAUGUUCUGUUUUUGUUUUAAUCCCUCCCGUUUCUUUUAUUUCUUUUCUCCCACCCACCCACUAUCAUUCCCACCUCCCCUGCUGGUUGUUUCCUAACACUAUAUACAUAUUUGUCAAAAUAAAAAAAAGAAACCAAAAAACGCCAAAGCCAAAGACAUAUGAAAGCCAAUAAAGAAAACCUGUCCGACGAUAUUUAACAAAACCAAAACCGGUGCGGAAUUCUUUUCAACAACAAAAAAAAUACACGUUUAACGAGUUAUUUCUCUCUAUUGAUUUCAAUUAAUGCAUUCUCCAUCAUCCUGUACACGGCAUCGCUCACUUACCUCACCACAUAACAUGAUCACACACAUAUGUCCUGCUAUAAUAACAAUGAAUAACAUUUCUAUUUUGCUAGAUUGCGGUCCAUUAAUCCCGCCCCGCGCUAAUUCAAAUUUCCAAGACAAAAAAAAAAAAAAACAGCAGACUAGUUUUCAUUGCUACUGGCUAAACUGCUAGGGCAUAUUGUAUUAAAUAGGGACCCUCCUUUUUGACAUCCAGCAUUCGUAGCAGAGAACGUUAAAAACAAGGAAAGAGUAAUCGUUUAAAGCAGAAUUUCCAUAUUAACAAUUAAUGGCGAUCUCAACUGUAUCAUUUGAAAGAUUUAAUAAGAAAUUCUGAGACCUGAUCUCAGCAGAAUAGAGUUAGUAAUUCGGUAACAUCGGCACAUUUCUCAGCACUUUUUAAAUUUAAAAUUCUCAAAUUCAAAAUGAAAAUGUUUCUAUGUUCUUGAAUGAAAGCGACAAAAUAGUCACGUACGGUCGUCGCCACUGGAAUAAAGUUCCUAACGGAUUUUAUUGCCGUAUUGGUCUGCGUCUAGUUCUUGGAACCGUGUGUGUGUCAGUGAACCUGAACAUUCUUUCUCCUUUCAAAAAAAAAUGUCAGCUACUAUCUCAGCAGUGAAUCUCAGACCUAUUGUAAAUGUUAUAAAAGUUCCUCUUUUUUUUUCGUUUGAUUUUUUCGAUUUUUUGUUUUGUUUUUUCCUUUUUCGGUUUGGUUUCU
Molecule: messenger RNA, 4281 nt
Organism: Daphnia pulex (common water flea)
Lineage: Eukaryota; Metazoa; Arthropoda; Branchiopoda; Diplostraca; Daphniidae
Product: orexin/Hypocretin receptor type 1-like
Exons: 6
Coding region: 221-1762 (513 amino acids)
Biological process (GO): G protein-coupled receptor signaling pathway
Cellular component (GO): membrane
Molecular function (GO): neuropeptide Y receptor activity
Source: RefSeq, a predicted model, not a curated record